This is a messenger RNA of Strongyloides ratti, 1029 nucleotides long. Its product is annotated as Thrombospondin, type 1 repeat-containing protein. The record is from RefSeq and is a predicted model, not a curated record. Bases 1 to 1029 code for a protein of 342 amino acids. The transcript is spliced from 4 exons. Lineage: Eukaryota; Metazoa; Nematoda; Chromadorea; Rhabditida; Strongyloididae.
AUGUAUCUUUAUAAUUACUUUAAAAUAUUAUUGCCAUUUAUUUUAUGGUUGAUAAUUAUAUCUAAUGUUCUUAUAUUUGUUACUUGUGAUGAUACUACUUCACCUGAAUUGUCAAAUACAGAAGUUAUUUCUCCUAAACUUAAAGUUAUUAGAAGAUUAAGAAAUUUAUUAACUGAUUUUUUAACAGAAGAACAAUGUAUUUAUUUUAUUGAUACUUAUUUAAAAAUGUACAAUGACGGUGCUACUUUUCAAGAAAUUCAAGAAGAUGUUAUGACAAAUGCCAUGGAUCAUUUAGAUGAUGAACAAUUAUUAGCAGCACUUGGAGCAUAUAAAAAGGCAAAUAAAGCAUUAGGUUCUGAAAAACUUAUGACACUAGGUAUGACAUGUAUAGAAGUAUUAAAAAAUAAUCUUACACCAUUUAUGAAUCAAGUUACUGAAAAAAUGAAAUUAAUGAAAGAAGAAAAUAAAGGGACUAAUGCUAUUAACAAUAACAUAUUUUUAAUGAUGAAUCAAUUUUUUACUAGAAAAAGAUGUAGAACAAUAUUUAAAAGGAUUAUGAAAAAAAUUGGGAAAGAAGACUUUGAUUUAGCUUAUCCCUUUUUAAAUAGUUUUUUAAAAUUUGAUUUAAUAUCAGAUUUAAUAGAAAUAAAUUUAAUGGAAAAACGUUUGAUAUUAAUAUUAUUAUUAUUGUGUUUAUUUUAUACAAGUAUCUUAUCAUCAAUUUUACUAUCAUUGUCAUCGAGUUCAUCAAAUCAACAAUACUUAACAAAUUGUGGAAAUGCACAAACUGAAUGGUUAGAAUGGAGUUCAUGGGGUGAAUGUACCGAUAAAUGUGGUAGCUGUGGAAUUCAUAUGCGAACUAGAAUUUGCCUUACAACAAACUCAACUUGUGCAUGUCCCGGUAGUGGAACACAGUUAGAUUAUUGUAACCUUAACGUAUGCUUGUAUCCAAGACAGACAUGCUGUUAUAAUAAAAUUGCUCAGUCAUUUCAAGGAAAAUUUACAUGUUUAACAGUUCAAAGUGGAUAA